Messenger RNA from Ctenocephalides felis (cat flea), 921 nucleotides. Its product is annotated as craniofacial development protein 2-like. The transcript has a single exon. Lineage: Eukaryota; Metazoa; Arthropoda; Insecta; Siphonaptera; Pulicidae. Gene Ontology annotation, molecular function: catalytic activity. Gene Ontology annotation, biological process: chromatin remodeling. The coding region runs from base 1 to 921 and encodes 306 amino acids. The record is from RefSeq and is a predicted model, not a curated record. Gene Ontology annotation, cellular component: nucleus.
AUGGUUUCAAUGAUGGCUUUCUCUUCUGUAAAAUAUUCCGGAGUAAUGACCUCCCGUUCGCAUCUCCGGGUGAAGGCUAUGGAGGGGGAAGCCAUCGAAAGUAGCCACAAAACUGCGGUCGAUUUGCCUUUCAGGUUAGCAACCUGGAACGUCAGGACAAUGAUGAGGGCAGGAAAACUGGAAAACCUCAAGAGAAAAAUGAACAAGUGCAAAGUGGGCGUCGUGGGACUGAGUGAGGUAAGAUGGCAGGGGCAAGGUGAAACCAAAUCGAACGGUUUCACAAUGUAUCACUCCGGAGGAGACAAAUCCGAGAGAGGAGGGGCAGUCAUGGUGAGAAACAAGUCGGUGAGAAGUGUGCUGAAUGUGAACUGCUUGAGUGAUCGUUUGAUGAGUGUAAAGAUGAAAGCGGAGCCGGUGGACGUGAUGGUGGUGCAGGUGUACAUGCCGACAUCGAGCCACGACGAGGCGCAGGUAGAACAAAUCUACGAGCAGAUAGACGAGAUGCUGUAUCAGGAAGGCAAAGGAAAGGUCAACGUGGUGAUUAUGGGAGAUUUUAAUGCUAUAGUCGGAAAGGGAUCAGAGAAAAAGAUAGUCGGAAAAUACGGAUUGGGCAGAAGGAACGACAGAGGAAAUAUGUUGAUCGAUUUUUGCCGCAGAAACAAUCUGAUGAUCACAAACACUAGGUUUAAAAAUCGGAAGACAAAGCUGUAUACUUGGAAAAGCCCGGGAGACAGCGAACGAUAUCAAAUUGACUACAUCAUCGUCAAGAACAGAUUCAGAAAUAGCGUGAAAGACGUUAAGACUUUUCCAGGGGCCGAUAUAGACUCCGAUCAUAAUCUGUUCACGGCCGUUUUAGAGACAAAGCUGAAGAACAUGCGCAAAACAGGUAACAAAGACAGAGAUGGAAUCUGGAAAACCUGA